Messenger RNA from Cynara cardunculus var. scolymus (artichoke), 1483 nucleotides. RefSeq names its product probable serine/threonine-protein kinase PBL3. The coding region runs from base 107 to 1282 and encodes 391 amino acids. The transcript is spliced from 6 exons. Lineage: Eukaryota; Viridiplantae; Streptophyta; Magnoliopsida; Asterales; Asteraceae. Gene Ontology annotation, molecular function: protein kinase activity; ATP binding. The record is from RefSeq and is a predicted model, not a curated record. Gene Ontology annotation, biological process: protein phosphorylation.
CAUGACCGCAAAUUCUUACCCUUGACUCAAUAAGAAGACCAGCAAACAACCCCAUUUAGUAAUCCAUUGCAUUUCUUCCUACAUCCCCAAUUUACUUCCUGCAUCAAUGGGUCUUUGUGGGGGGAAGCCAGCCAAUGUUGCUCAUGCUUCUUCUACUCAAUUUUUGGACGAUAUGCUUAAUAACAAGCGGAAAUCUAAUUCAAAACCUUCCAAGAAUCAAACAAAAACAGUCAGCUUCAACAAAGUUUCCAAAGCACAUAAAGAUGAUCAUUUGCCUGUCCCCAUUAACCUGAAAGCCUUUAGCUUGAGCGAUCUCAAGGCUGCCACCAAGAACUUCCGGCCAGAUGGUCUUCUGGGUGAGGGCGGUUUUGGUCAAGUCUUUAAAGGGUGGAUUGAUGAGACCACCUUAGCUCCGGUCAAACCUGGCACCGGACUAGUGGUGGCUGUCAAAAUACUCAAGGCUGAAAGCCGCCAAGGUCACAGGGAAUGGCUUACUGAGCUUGAUUACAUGGGGCGACUUCGACAUAAGAAUCUGGUGAAACUCAUUGGCUAUUGUGAGGAAUAUGAAAACCGGCUUCUUGUUUAUGAGUUCAUGCCUAAAGGAUGCUUGGAUAAUCACUUGUUUAGAAAAAGUGUUCAACCUAUGCCAUGGGCCACAAGGAUGCGGAUCGCCAUUGAUGUAGCAGAGGGUUUAUCGUUCUUGCACAGUGAAGAGCCUUCCAUCAUCUAUCGAGAUUUGAAGGCUUCUAACAUUUUGCUAGAUACGGAGUUAAAUGCAAAGCUUUCGGAUUUUGGUUUAGCUAGGAACGGUCCUGUAGGAGAUAACACACACGUUUCGACCAGGGUUGUUGGGACCAACGGCUACGCUGCACCAGAAUAUGUGGCGACAGGGCACUUAACUCCAAAGAACGAUGUGUACAGUUUCGGGGUGGUGUUAUUGGAGUUGCUAUCAGGAAGACGAGCGAUUGCUGAUGAGCGAGCCGGUGGGGUGGAAGAGACGUUGGUAGAAUGGGUGAAGCCAUUUCUAGGGGAUGGCAAACGGGUUCUAAGAAUCAUGGACACACGGCUAGGUGGUCAGUACUCGAAGAAGGGUGCACAGGCCGUGGCUGCACUCGCAUCAAAAUGUCUCCACAACGAUCAUAGGUUCAGACCGACCAUGGCCGAGGUGCUUGCUUCAUUACAAGAAAUCCAAAGCGCUCCGAAAGAGGUCCCGAGGAUUUCUACGGAUCGGGAACAACACCGAAGAGUAGGGAAUUUGAAGGAUGCUAAAAACUCAAAAUGAAAUGGUGGAAUUCUUUUGGUAUAUGAUAGAACAACUUUGAUUGCAGGAUGUACAAGUGGUUGUAGAUGGUUAAUGACAUAAGGAUCGAUCCUUUGUCGAUCAUUGCAUACAGCGACUUCGGUUUUUUUUUGUUUUCUUAUUUUUUGUUGGUCAUUUAGAUAAAAAGGUUUAUAAAAUCUUUUACUUUAGGGCCGUUUACCC